Molecule: messenger RNA, 935 nt
Organism: Parasteatoda tepidariorum (common house spider)
Lineage: Eukaryota; Metazoa; Arthropoda; Arachnida; Araneae; Theridiidae
Biological process (GO): phosphorylation
Molecular function (GO): transferase activity, transferring phosphorus-containing groups
Source: RefSeq, a predicted model, not a curated record
AAAUGUAGCAAUCACAGUAGUUCCACUAGUUGCGCUUCUUCCGACCACUGGUCUUGAUAUUGGAGAGAAGGGUUUGGAGAAGAGCCCUCGUCUUUAGUAGUAUUUCUUUCAAGAACUGCAGAAAUUGAGAAGAUGGGGUGGCAACAUUUCGGUGGAGCCUUUUCAUCUGUGUGGUCUUGGAUAUUCAGUUACAACCAGUAAAUAAAGUCAGGUGCUCUCCUUGGCAGUUGAUGCAGGCCGGUAGUUCGUAAGAUGAAAUUUUUACAAAGAUACGAAAAAUGUGCCGCGGCACAUUUCAUACAGGCAGGAUCGUCUGAGCAGCAAGCGUGAAAAGUUUAAAAGUAAUCAAAAUGUAAUUGGAUUUUUUGCAGACAGCAUUGUCAGUUUUUGAAUUCGCCGAUGGCCGUUGUGAUUCAAGAGAUGGUUGCAUGUCAGGUGUCGGGAGUUAUGUUUACAUGUGAUCCAGUCAGCAACAACCCGAACAGCAUUACUAUCACAGCAAACUAUGGUUUGGGAGAGACUGUGGUGUCCGGAUCCGUUGAGCCUGAUACUUUUGUGCUGAAGAAGAACGGGGAUGAUGAUCCCACAAUAGAAGAACUGACUAUUGGAUCGAAGUUCCAGAAGGAAGUCAUGGAUGGAGCUGUUGUGAGCAGGGAAUAUGGCCUGCCGUGUGUUGUCGGUGUACGAAGAGCCACAAAGCAGUUCAAAACAGGUGAUUAUAUUUUGAUUGAUGGAAAGAAAGGUAUUUUACAGAGAUUGCCACAACCGAAUGGUUUAGAAGACAAAGAAGCAGAUGAAACCGUAAGCUGAAAUGAAGAAAUUCGUCUGAAACUGUUUUCUGAGAAAUUAUGAGUUCUGAGAAAUUAUGAGAAUUUAACAGAACUGAUCAAGUUUUUUUUUCAAAUUUCUUUUUCUAUUUAAAAAUAAAUUGUAGU